AUGGACCUGGACCCUAUCGACGGCGUCACCCCGCUGGUGGUGGCCGCGAAGGCCGGGACCAUCCAGGUCUGGAACACGCGGCACCCCGCCCUUGCCGUCAAGGCCGGGGACCGGAUCCACGAGGUUAACGGCGUGAGAAGCGACACGAGCCAGAUCAUCUCGACGCUGAAGGAGAGCACGUCUUGGAGGAUAGUGCUGCAGCGGCCGCGAGAGCUGGUGCUCAACCUCGUUAAGAAGCAGAGCACCGCCCCGGGUGCGCAGCCAGCGGUGGCGCGGCGCGCCAUGAUGUUCGAGCGCUUCACGGAGAAGACGAUCAAGGCCGUGAUGAUGGCCCAGGCCGAGUCGCGCCGGCUGGGCCAGGACCACGUCGGCACCGAGAUGCUGGUGGUGGGCGUGGUAGCGGAGGGCUCCGACGUGGGCUUCCGCGCGCUGGAGCACCUUGGCGUGUCCUUCGCGGACGCCCGCCUGAAGCUGGAGUUGGUGGUCGACAGCAGCACCAGCGGCGGCGCCAAGCUGGAGAUCCCCUUCACCAGCGGCGCCAAGAAGGUGCUCGAGGAGUCGAUCGAGUGCGCCCGCGCGCAGGGGAGCUCGUCUGUGGGCACCGCGCACCUGCUGCGGGCCGUCCUCGGCCAGCAGGAGGGCAACGGGACGAAGCUGCUCGGCCUGCUGCUGGGAUGCGACGACGCGGAGGCCGCGCGCGAGAAGGUGGCGGCCGCGCUGGAGCGCGAGGAGCAGGCUCAGAAGAGCAGCGCGCGCAGCUCCGCGCCGACCGCAGGCAGCGCGGGCGCCGCCAGGGCGUCCCCGCCCGCGGACGACGUGGACCUGACGCAGACGCUGAAGUACAGCAAGGACCUCACCCAGAUGGCCCGCGAGGGCAAGAUGGACCCGCUCAUCGGCCGCGAGGAGGAGCUCAAGCGCACCGUCCGCAUCCUGGGGCGCCGCUCGAAGAAUAACCCGGUGCUCGUCGGGGAGCCGGGCGUGGGGAAGACGUCCAUCGCCGAGGGCCUGGCGCAGAGCAUCGUGUCUGGGCGCGUGCCCUCGACGCUCAAAGACAAGCGCGUCGUGCAGCUCGACCUGGCCCUGCUGCUAGCGGGCACGCGCUACCGCGGGGACUUCGAGGAGCGGCUGCGCGCGGUCAUCAAGGAGGUCUCCGAGAGCAACCGCCGCGUCAUCCUCGUGAUCGACGAGGUGCACACGCUGGUCGGUGCCGGGGGCAGCGGGGCCGAGGGCGGCGGCAUCGACGCCGCCAACCUGCUCAAGCCGGCCUUGGCGCGCGGCGAGCUCCAGUGCAUCGGGGCCACCACCCUAGACGAGUACCGGAAGUACAUCGAGAAGGACCCGGCCCUGGAGCGCCGCUUCCAGCCCGUGAACGUGCCAGAGCCCACCCAGGAGGAGGCCGUGCUGAUCCUCGAGGGGCUGGCCUCGAAGUAUGAGCGCCACCACCAGCUGCGCUACACGCCAGAGGCGCUGGCCGCGGCAGUGAAGCUGGCCUCGCAGUACAUCUCCGACCGCUUUCUGCCAGACAAGGCCAUCGACGUGAUGGACGAGGCGGGGUCGAAGGUUCGCCAGCAGCUGUACCAAGAGGCGGCGGACGGCCAGACGGCCGCGGAGCUCUGGGCGGCCAGGCAGGAGAUCGAGUCGGUGCAGUCGCAGAAGAAGGCGGCGAUCGCCUCGGAGCGCUACGACGAGGCGCAGCAGCUGAAGGUACGGGAGGUGGAGCUGAGCGAGCGCCUGAGCUACCUGAAGCACGCCCAGAGCGGCGGCCACGCGCCAGGCGCGCAGGAGCUCCUGGACGAGCUCCGCGGCAUCAAGGCGCAGAUGCGGCAGCUGGUGGACGCAGAGUGCUUCGGCGAGGCGCACGAGCUCAAGAUCCGGGAGAACAACCUCAUGAAGCGCCUCUCGAAGAUCGAGGGCCUCGACAGCACGAGCGCCCUCGAGGCGGCAGACCGCCUCGUCACGCCCGAGGACAUGGCCGAGGUGGUGUCCACCUGGACGGGCAUCGCCGUGGAGACCGUUGGGGCGAGCGAGUCCCGGAGGCUGAUGGGCCUGGAGCGGAGGCUCCACAAGACCAUCGUGGGCCAGGGCGAGGCAGUCAGCGCGGUCUCCAGGGCGCUGCGCCGCGCACGCGCGGGGCUGCGGAAUCCGGACAAGCCCAUCGCCAGCUUCAUGUUCUGCGGGCCCACGGGCGUCGGCAAGACCCACGUGUGCAAAACGCUGGCGUCCACGUUCUUCGGCUCCGUGGACUCCAUGAUUCGCCUGGACAUGAGCGAGUUUAUGGAGAAGCACACGGUCUCGAAGCUCAUUGGGGCUCCGCCAGGCUACGUGGGCUACAGCGACGGCGGCACGAUGACGGAGGCGGUGAGGAGGCAGCCGUACUCGCUGGUGCUCUUCGACGAGGUCGAGAAGGCUCACCCCGACGUGUUCAACAUCAUGCUGCAGCUGCUGGACGACGGGCGCCUCACGGAUUCGCAGGGCCGCACGGUGUCCUUCGCCAACACGCUGGUUGUCAUGACGUCCAAUCUGGGCAGCAGGUCAGUGCAGAAGGGAGCUGGAGGCUCCUUCGGACUCGGCUUCGGCGCCGCAGAUGACGAGGAAGAAGAGAGCUACGCGGCCAUGAAGGAGCUCGUGAUGGAUGACAUGAAAUCGUUUUUCCGGCCCGAGUUUAUCAAUCGCCUGGACGAGGUGGUGGUGUUCAGGUCUCUUACGAAGGACGACGUGCGCGCGAUCGCCGAGGUCGAAUUUCAAAACGUGCUCGCGCGCCUUGGCGAGAGGGACCUCGACGUCACGCUCACCCAGGCGUUCAAGGACAGGGUGGUCGAGCUGGGCUACGACCCAGCCAUGGGCGCUCGCCCGUUGAGGCGGGCGAUCUCAAACAUGAUGGAGGAUACGCUGGCUGAGUAUCUGCUGGAGGCUGCUGGAGCGGAGGAGGACGAGGAAGAGGAUGCGGCGCGAGACUCGGAGGCCGAGGACGACAGCCAGGAUGCGCCUGCGGUGCGCCAGGCUGUCGUGCUGGACCUCGAUGGGGCCACCGGGAAAGCGACCGUCGUGCAGAGCAGCGGGAGCACCGUGGCGGUCUGA
This is a messenger RNA of Prorocentrum cordatum, 3078 nucleotides long. NCBI's taxonomy places the organism in Eukaryota, Dinophyceae, Prorocentrales, Prorocentraceae. The record is from the annotation of a GenBank genome assembly.